Molecule: messenger RNA, 2016 nt
Organism: [Torrubiella] hemipterigena
Lineage: Eukaryota; Fungi; Ascomycota; Sordariomycetes; Hypocreales; Clavicipitaceae
Source: the annotation of a GenBank genome assembly
AUGAGAGACACGCGCAGGAAGUUUGCAGCCUGCGAGCCCUGCAGAGCAUCCAAAGUGGCGUGCGACCAUGUGCGUCCAUACUGCACGCGAUGUGUGGCUACAUCACGACAGACGGAAUGCGUAUAUCGCCAGUCGCCGUUUAAGAAGAAUAAGUCUGCUGAAGCGAAGAGCGCAGCAUCAAUUCCGAGUGUUAUAAGUCGUAUCCGAAACCGGCGGCAGAGCGACACUGGCAUUAGAGAUGAACUGGAAGGCGUCGCUUCAUACGCUGUCAUUAGCAAGCCGCAUCGGUAUCCCAAUCCCGGAUACCAGGGCUCGUUUAGCCACAGCACUAUCCUUGGCCACCUGAUGGACUCACCAGAAGGAUCGCCGGGAGACUUUGUCCACGGCAAUAGCCAGCCUAGGGGAGCCGUGCGUGAGGUAAACAUUGAACGUGGGACGGUGCUCAUUGAAGAGAUUAAUGAGUCUGUGUCCAUUGCGUUCUGCGCGGAGAUGAUACGGGCGUGGACUGCCAAGGGGUCCAAUCUUGCCGUAGCCCGACCCUUCAUGCCCAGCUGCAUCGAGUCCGUUUGUGCAUUAUUCGCCAAUCAGGGUAUUCAACCGAUCAAAGCAAGGGAGAUCUCAAGGAGCCUGUUCCUAGGAACAAGCCAGCUGUGGGAUGUGGCUGCAAGCACGUCGCUGGAGGCAUUUACUGCGCAAUUCUGCCACGAGCGCAGCCGCCGUUGGGAAACGCUCGGGCUCUUCUUUACGGCGGCGUCUAGGGCGGCACUAGAAAUGUCCAGCCUUGCAUCCGACAAGGAGAGGCGCGAGCUGCAGAGGCUGGGGAUGAAUCUUUCCGACCAAUGUUUGGAUAUUGCCUUGUCGCUCGACUGUCUGAAUGACUUGCAGCUGAUGUUCCAGUACGAGAAUUGGAUUCUCCAUUCCUUUGUCGAUGGCGACCAGAGUUAUCACUCUUGGAAGAGGCUAGGAGAUGUCAUCAGCUCCAUCUAUGCGCUCGGCCACCAUCAGCAGACUGAACACGAUGACAACAACACGCCGUUAUUCCUGUUAGAGCUAAGGCGGCAGACGUUUGCGAUAGCGUAUUCGGCAGAUAAAAAUGUGUCGCUGUUCUUGGGCCGCCCACCGAGGAUACAUCGCAAGUACUGCAACUUUGUGCUGCCUCGGAGCAACGGCUGGGGCUCCUCGACGACAACGUCGCAACAGGACGUCGAGUUUGACUUUGUGUCAGACAUGCGGUGGGCAGGCAUGUGCGCUAUAUUAAAAGAGGAUAUUGUAGAGUUAUUCAGCGGGGAAAAGAUUCACGACUAUGACCCAAGAGUCAGAGACAUUCUGGAAAAGGCACAUUCGCAGUGGCAAGCGCUUCCACCCAACUUUCGACUCGAGACGCCGCUAAAACAAUGCGACAAGCCGCCUGUAGUACGUGACUUUAUGCUGAAUGCCAAACUGAACCAUUUGCAUGUGCUUUGUCUUCUGCGCAUGGCGGUUACUAGGAACAAGCCUGCGUCAGACCCGGAGCUAGUGUCCACGUCCGUGGAGAUUCUGCAUCUCAUUGUCGAGGCCAUCAUGCAAAAGGAUUAUCUCGUCAACUCAGGCACAUCACUAGUAUGGAAGGUGGCAUACUAUGGCCUCUUUGCAGCAGGAGUCAUAUCUCUCUGGCUGCUAAACCACGCGUCUAACCCGCAGAAUUUCGAAGUCGAUAUAGCCAAGGUGUUUCAGUACCUUAGCGUACUUGUCAUGGAGAUGGAGGCUGGGGUGCUCAUAGCUGCCGACGAUCCAAAUUACAAGCUGCUCGUGGACGCAUCCAAGACUAUUGGGUGUCUGCUUUCACAGCUCAUAGUAGGCCGUCUAUCCGGCCAGAGUUCGGGAGGUCUGCUCCCUAUCGAGGCGCCUUCAGUAGUUGAUACUCGUGAAGCGCUUGGAUGGAGUGCGUGGGACGGCAAUGCGCCUCAGGACUUUGAGUCUGAAUUUUGGUUGAAUUUGGCCGAGCAUCCCUUCUUGGCCAGAGCGCAUGAUUUAUGA